Galeopterus variegatus (Sunda flying lemur) is the source of this 3576-nucleotide messenger RNA. RefSeq names its product unconventional myosin-VI. Gene Ontology annotation, biological process: endocytosis; inner ear auditory receptor cell differentiation; vesicle transport along actin filament. Lineage: Eukaryota; Metazoa; Chordata; Mammalia; Dermoptera; Cynocephalidae. The record is from RefSeq and is a predicted model, not a curated record. Gene Ontology annotation, molecular function: ATP binding; actin filament binding; microfilament motor activity. The coding region runs from base 163 to 3474 and encodes 1103 amino acids. Gene Ontology annotation, cellular component: myosin complex; ruffle; cytoplasm. The transcript is spliced from 28 exons.
AGGCUUCGCCGCCCGGUCCUGUGCUCGUCCCAGUCGUCGCCCUCUUCCCUCACCCUCAGCACCUCUCACCCCGCCCUCCAGCCUCACCGGCGACAGGUAGCCCCGGCGCCGCGCACCUGCCUUCUCUCCGGCACCGGGGAUAGUGGAUAGCCCCUUUCAAAAAUGGAGGAUGGAAAGCCUGUUUGGGCCCCACACCCUGCAGAUGGAUUUCAGAUGGGCAAUAUUGUGGAUAUUGGCCCUGACAGCUUGACAAUUGAACCCUUGAACCAAAAAGGCAAGACAUUUUUGGCUCUCAUAAACCAAGUGUUCCCUGCAGAAGAAGACAGUAAAAAAGAUGUGGAAGAUAACUGUUCACUAAUGUAUUUAAAUGAAGCCACACUCCUCCAUAAUAUCAAAGUUCGAUACAGUAAAGACAGAAUUUAUACGUAUGUCGCCAAUAUUCUGAUAGCAGUGAAUCCAUACUUUGACAUACCUAAAAUAUAUUCCUCAAAAACAAUAAAGUCAUAUCAAGGAAAAUCUCUUGGGACAAUGCCACCUCACGUCUUUGCAAUUGCUGAUAAGGCUUUUCGAGAUAUGAAGGUGCUCAAGAUGAGUCAGUCUAUUAUUGUGUCUGGAGAGUCAGGAGCUGGCAAAACAGAAAAUACAAAAUUUGUUCUAAGAUACCUGACUGAAUCCUAUGGAACAGGUCAAGAUAUUGAUGAUAGGAUUGUUGAAGCUAAUCCACUCUUGGAAGCCUUUGGAAAUGCAAAGACUGUUCGCAACAAUAAUAGCAGUCGAUUUGGAAAAUUUGUAGAAAUACAUUUCAAUGAAAAGAAUUCAGUUGUUGGAGGAUUUGUUUCACAUUAUCUUCUAGAGAAAUCUAGGAUCUGUGUUCAAGGCAAAGAGGAAAGGAAUUAUCAUAUCUUUUAUAGGUUGUGUGCUGGUGCUUCUGAAGAUAUUAGGGAAAAACUUCAUUUGAGCUCCCCAGAUAAUUUUCGGUAUUUAAACCGAGGCUGCACUAGGUACUUUGCUAACAAAGAAACUGAUAAACAGAUUUUAAAGAACCGCAAAAGUCCUGAGUGUCUUAAGGCAGGUUCCUUGAAAGAUCCUCUGUUAGAUGACCACGGAGAUUUUAUUAGAAUGUGUACAGCCAUGAAAAAAAUUGGUUUGGAUGAUGAAGAAAAGCUUGAUCUGUUCCGGGUAGUAGCUGGUGUCCUUCACCUUGGAAAUAUUGAUUUCGAGGAAGCCGGCAGCACUUCAGGUGGUUGUAAUCUAAAGAAUAAAUCUACACAAUCAUUGGAAUAUUGUGCUGAAUUACUGGGUUUGGACCAAGAUGAUCUUCGUGUAAGUUUAACCACAAGAGUGAUGCUGACAACAGCAGGGGGCACCAAAGGAACAGUUAUAAAGGUACCCCUGAAAGUGGAGCAAGCAAACAGCGCUCGUGAUGCCUUGGCAAAGACUGUGUAUAGCCAUCUCUUUGAUCAUGUGGUAAACAGAGUGAAUCAGUGUUUUCCUUUUGAAACGUCAUCCUAUUUUAUUGGAGUCCUAGAUAUUGCUGGUUUUGAGUACUUUGAACAUAACAGUUUUGAACAGUUUUGCAUCAACUAUUGCAAUGAAAAACUUCAACAAUUUUUUAACGAAAGGAUUCUGAAGGAGGAACAAGAACUCUAUCAGAAAGAAGGUUUAGGUGUUAAUGAAGUACAUUAUGUGGAUAAUCAGGACUGUAUAGACUUAAUUGAAGGAAAAUUAGUGGGAAUACUGGAUAUUUUGGAUGAAGAAAAUCGCCUUCCCCAGCCAAGUGAUCAACACUUUACAUCUGCUGUUCACCAGAAGCACAAGGACCAUUUCCGACUCACUAUUCCUAGGAAAUCUAAGCUGGCAGUUCAUAGGAACAUCAGAGAUGAUGAGGGCUUCAUCAUCAGGCAUUUUGCUGGGGCAGUGUGCUAUGAAACAACCCAGUUUGUGGAGAAAAAUAAUGAUGCUUUACAUAUGUCUCUUGAGUCCUUAAUAUGUGAAUCCAGGGAUAAGUUUAUACGGGAAUUAUUUGAAUCAUCCACAAAUAACAACAAAGAUACUAAACAAAAAGCAGGAAAACUUAGCUUUAUCAGCGUGGGAAACAAGUUUAAGACACAGUUAAAUUUGCUUCUGGAUAAACUUCGAAGUACUGGAGCAAGCUUUAUUCGUUGCAUCAAACCUAAUUUAAAGAUGACAAACCACAACUUUGAAGGUGCUCAAAUUCUGUCUCAACUUCAAUGUUCAGGUAUGGUGUCUGUUUUGGACUUGAUGCAGGGUGGUUUCCCAUCACGAGCUUCAUUUCAUGAACUCUACAACAUGUAUAAAAAGUAUAUGCCGGAUAAACUUGCAAGAUUGGAUCCAAGAUUAUUUUGUAAGGCUCUUUUUAAAGCUUUGGGCUUAAAUGAAAUUGACUACAAGUUUGGGUUAACAAAAGUAUUUUUUAGACCUGGAAAGUUUGCAGAAUUUGAUCAGAUUAUGAAGUCUGACCCUGACCACUUAGCAGAGUUAGUUAAAAGAGUCAAUCACUGGCUAAUCUGCAGUCGCUGGAAGAAGGUUCAGUGGUGCUCACUGUCAGUCAUCAAAUUGAAAAACAAAAUAAAGUAUCGAGCUGAAGCCUGCAUUAAAAUGCAAAAAACUGUUCGAAUGUGGCUUUGCAAAAGGAGACACAAACCUCGUAUUGAUGGCCUGGUUAAGGUGGGCACACUGAAAAAACGACUUGAUAAAUUUAAUGAAGUAGUAAGUGCAUUGAAAGAUGGAAAACCAGAGAUGAAUAAACAGAUCAAGGAUCUUGAAAUUUCUAUUGAUGCUUUGAUGGCCAAAAUUAAGUCCACUAUGAUGACAAGGGAACAAAUACAGAAAGAAUAUGAUGCACUAGUUAAAAGCUCAGAGCAACUCCUCAGUGCGUUGCAGAAAAAAAAACAGCAGGAAGAGGAGGCAGAAAGGCUGAGGCGUAUUCAAGAAGAAAUGGAAAAAGAAAGAAAAAGACGCGAAGAAGAUGAACGACGUCGAAGAAAGGAAGAGGAAGAAAGGCAGAUGAAACUUGAGAUGGAAGCGAAGAGAAAACAAGAAGAAGAAGAGAGAAAGAAAAGGGAAGAUGAUGAAAAACGUAUCCAGGCUGAAGUGGAGGAGCAGCUGGCCAGGCAGCGGGAGGAGGAAUCCCAGCAGCAAGCAGUUCUGGAGCAGGAACGCAGGGACCGGGAGCUGGCUCUGAGGAUUGCCCAGAGUGAAGCUGAGCUCAUCAGUGAUGAGGCCCAGGCUGACCUCGCGCUCCGGAGGUACUGGGGCCCCAGGUGGGGUGGGCACCUGAUCCUUUGCUUUCUUCACCUCUUGAUGCCUCUCAUUUCCAUGAGAAAGGGGCAGAGAAAAUCAUAUUCCUUAGGUGCUGACAUACUUAAAGUAAAAUUAUUUUUAUUCACUUUUAUACCCACAAGAAUAGAACAAUUGAUUUUCCAUCAAAUUGUUAUACUGUUGAAAAAAUAAAACUGCAAGAUUUCAGUUAUUAGUACUCUGUUAAGAAAGCAUCCCAACAUUUACUCGGAAAUUGACUAAAAGUAUUGUGUAUUGUGAAGACAUCUAAUUUCU